GUUUCUACUCGGACGUGUUUCAGUAAACUCUUCAUUUCCUGUUUUGCUGCGAAGCAAAAACGUGGGUGCAAUACACUGGUGUAUAGUAACAGUGUUAUGUGUGACCAGCCACUUUCUUACGAUGCAGGUUUCUAGUGUAAAUGAUGUGAAGAUUUAUAAUUUGAGUCAUGGGAAGUCUCUUCCAGAGUGGCUGUCAGAUCGGAAGAAAAGACAGUUACAAAAGAAAGACUUUGACAUCCAGCGGAGGAUUGAACUUAUUCAAGACUUUGAGAUGCCUACAGUGUGUACCUCUAUAAAAAUAUCAAGAGAUGGCCAGUAUAUCCUGGCAGCAGGCACUUACAAGCCUAGGCUUCGCUGUUAUGACACUUAUAACCUCUCCCUGAAGUUUGAGCGCUGUCUAGAUUCAGAUAUUGUGGCCUUUGACAUCUUGUCUGAUGACUACUCCAAGCUGGUGCUUCUGCACUCAAACCGCUAUAUAGAGUUCCAUUCCCAGCACGGACAUUACUAUGAGACACGGAUUCCAAAGUAUGGACGAGACUUUUCUUACCAUUACCCCUCCUGUGACCUUUAUUUUGUGGGGGCAAGUUCAGAGGUGUUCAGGCUAAAUCUGGAACAAGGACGCUUUCUGAACUCACUUCAGACUGAUGCUGUGGAGAACAACGUGUGUGAUAUGAACUCUGUUCACCAUUUGUUUGCCACGGGAUCCUCAGAGGGAAGGGUCGAAUGCUGGGACCCUCGCGUUCGUAGCAGAGUGGGCACAUUGGACUGUGCCUUGAGCAGCAUCUCUGAAGGGACAGAUGUUCAGAGUUUGCCCUCAGUCAGUGCACUGAAAUUUAAUGACUCCCUCUCCUUGGCUGUGGGCACCAGCACAGGCCAGGUUCUGCUCUAUGACCUGCGUUCCAGCCAGCCACUGCUGGUUAAGGAUCACUUCUACAGCCUGCCAAUCAAGUCACUCAACUUCCUCAAUCAACUGGACCUGGUUGUAUCUUCUGACUCCAAGAUUAUAAAAAUGUGGAACAAAGACAAUGGUAAAGUGUUCUCGUCCAUACAGCCUCAGACCAACAUUAACGAUGUUUGCUUGUACCCGAAUUCAGGAAUGCUCUUCACUGCCAAUGAGGAUCCUAAAAUGAACACCUUUUACAUUCCGGCUCUGGGCCCUGCACCUCGGUGGUGCUCCUUCCUGGACAACCUGACCGAGGAGCUGGAGGAGAGCCCAGAGAGCACAGUGUAUGAUGACUACAAGUUUGUCACCCGGAAGGACCUGGAAAAUCUUGGUUUGUCUCACCUGGUAGGAUCAUCUCUCCUGAGAGCCUACAUGCACGGCUUUUUCAUGGACAUAAGGCUCUAUCACAAGGUCAAAAGCAUGGCAAAUCCUUUUGCAUAUGAGGAUUACCGCAAGGACAAGAUCCGUCAGAAGAUUGAAGAGUCCAGGAUCGAGAGAGUACAGGUUAAGAAACUGCCCAGUGUAAACAAGGAACUUGCACUUAAGCUAAUGGAGGAGGGUGAUAAUGAAGCAGAGUUGGCUUCGAGGAAGAGGAAGGGCAAGUCAGUCCCCAGCAUCCUUGGAGAUGAACGCUUCAAGGUGAUGUUUGAAAAUCCAGACUACCAGGUGGAUGAGCAGAGUGAGGAGUUCCGCCUACUCAACCCCAUAGUAUCCAAGGUUGAACAAAAGAGGAAGAAGAAGCUGCGUCUGUUGGCCCAGCAGGCUGCUGCUUCCCAAAAGGCAGCUGAAGAGGAGGAAGAACUUGAGGGGCAAGCCAGCUCCGAAGAGGAGAGCUCAGAUGAUGACAAGAGCUGGGUGGAGGAGGUGCGGGAGCAGCGGCGGCUACUGAAGCAGGAGGACCGACACCGCCGGUGGCAGCAGCGGAAGGAAGCAGACCGCAACACCGUCCUGCUGGAUGGGAAACAGAACGCAGGGGAGGACACAUCAAAUUCCCUGGAAAACAAGAAGUCGAGCCAGCCUCUCUUUUAUCAGAUCAAAGCUGGCGAGGAGUUUAGAAGUUUUAAUGACAUUGCCAACAAGAAGAAGCUACAGAAGGCCUCUCUGGAGGACCGUCUGAAGUUGGAGGGGCACACAGGGCCCAGCAGUGUAGCAGACACUGCAGUUGGUAGCAAACAACUAACCUUCACUCUGAAAAAGUCAGAGCAGCAGAAGAUGCAGCUGCAGGCAGAGCAGGAUCACCAUGAGGAGAGGAAAAAGCUGAGGCGCUCAGCUGGACACCUUAGCAACAGGCGCAGGAGAGGCUGGGGUGGUGACAGAGGAAGAGGCCGCUACUGAGUCCACUCAGUGUGUUUACACCACAGAAGAAACAAUGAGGUCUCAUCCAGUAUCAACGUUUGUGGCUGAUACUAUACGCUACUGGUUUUAUAUCCAGAGACAUUCUUGUGCUAUAGUAGACUGACACUGACAGGCAGAGGCUGUCCUCCUGCUGGGUGGUCUGGACCAUGUGUUUAGCUGCUCUAAAUUCACAGCAUAUUAAAAAGAGUAUCCAUGCUGAAACCUGCGUACGUUAUGUGAUUGUGCAAUUGUACUAUGACUUCAUUUGCAGGAGUGGCCCCAGAAGGAAUUUGAAACAUAAUAAAAAGACAAGCUAUGCUGCCACAGG
This is a messenger RNA of Betta splendens (Siamese fighting fish), 2606 nucleotides long. RefSeq names its product nucleolar protein 10 (gene nol10). The transcript is spliced from 21 exons. NCBI's taxonomy places the organism in Eukaryota, Metazoa, Chordata, Actinopteri, Anabantiformes, Osphronemidae. The record is from RefSeq and is a predicted model, not a curated record. Gene Ontology annotation, molecular function: protein binding. Gene Ontology annotation, cellular component: nucleolus; 90S preribosome; nucleus. Gene Ontology annotation, biological process: maturation of SSU-rRNA from tricistronic rRNA transcript (SSU-rRNA, 5.8S rRNA, LSU-rRNA). Bases 122 to 2278 code for a protein of 718 amino acids.